Molecule: messenger RNA, 2346 nt
Organism: Trichoderma gamsii
Lineage: Eukaryota; Fungi; Ascomycota; Sordariomycetes; Hypocreales; Hypocreaceae
Exons: 1
Coding region: 1-2346 (781 amino acids)
Biological process (GO): regulation of DNA-templated transcription
Molecular function (GO): DNA-binding transcription factor activity, RNA polymerase II-specific; zinc ion binding
Source: RefSeq, a predicted model, not a curated record
AUGCCGCCGCCUCGGGCUCAGCAGCCACAGUCGCCGUUCCUCGCUACGGCCCUGGUGUAUCCUGGCGGCGCCGGCAGCAGCAGCAGCACGAGCACGAGCGCGGGCAGCUUCACCGGCGGCGACGUGGCUGGCCUUAGCCCGGGCAGCAGUAGCGCCGGCAUGGGCAUGGGCAUGGCUUCAGCUUCAGCUUCAGCUGCUCGACACGGCCAGGACGCCUCGCUGUCGCUGGCCCCGUUGACGUCGCCCAUUGGCGUCGGAGGAGCUGGAGGCCAAAGCCACCAGCAGCAGCAGCAGCAGCAGGACCUACACUUCGUCGAUGCUGCUGCUGCUGACUCGGCUGGACUUCACACCGCCAGCUCCAGCAUCAGCCUCGGCGGCCCGUCGUCGCCCUUGGACGCCGCCGACCUGUCCAGCCGCCGCCCGGGCAAGCGUCCGGCCGCCCGCGGCACGGCCUUUUACCCCCGGAAGCGCGCCAACACGGCCUGCCAGGUGUGCAGGGCGCGCAAGACAAAGUGCGACAACAAGAAGCCCGCCUGCAGCUACUGCGUCAGCGUGGGCGCCACGUGCAUCCAGUCGCCCGUCGACCUGUCCAGCUUCGACCCCGCCAGCCUCAAGAUCCUCGAUCGCAUCGACGAGCUGGAGCGCCUGCUGCGCCAUGCCGUGCCCAUCCCUGGCGCUGGGUCUGGGGGAUCAACGUCCGGAUCUGGGCCCGGGGCCGGGAUCGCCUCCUCCCCCGGUGCGGGUGCGGGUGCGGCGGCGCCACAGCCGGCUCUGGCGCCUCCCGGGCCCGGCUCCGCGUUCGCCGGCCACCAGCAGCGCCUCCCCCCGCUGAGGGCCGGCGGCUUCGACCUGCACGGCCACAGUUCCAGCAUCAGCAGCCUCAAGCACGCCGACGACGACGCCGUCACCAUCAGCAGCCUGCUGCCCCAGCGUGUGGAUCACAUCCUGCAGUGGCCCAUCUUCCACAAUUCCGGGUCCCACCACCACUCGCCAGCCUCUUAUCGCGCCCCUCCCGAUGCUAUCGCGACACCUCCCUCGGGAUCGGCCUCGCUGGCUGGCCUUAUCGAUAUGGACUCGCACCGGAUAUACCGUCUGCUGGACAACUUCUUCCUGCACAUCCACUGCAAGAACCCGAUUCUCGACGAGGUGCUGGCCCGUCGCAUGGUUCUGAAUGCCUUUCUCGACGGCAUAGACUGGUCGCCCGCCUCUUGUUUAGCUCUGAUCAUCUGCGCCCUUGGCUGUAUCGCUACGCCCUUUGGCCCCAGCGGCGAGACCAAGCUGGGCACGCAGACGUACAAUGACUCGCAAAUCUUCUUCCAGGCCGCCCAGAAGCGCAUCGGCAUCCUGCUCGUGCGCUCCGACAUUGUGGGCGCGCAGUGCCUGUUCCUGUCGGGCAUCUACCUGAUGAUGGUCUUCCAGCCCGUCUACGCCUGGCGCUUCUUCUCCCAGGCCCUGGCUGCCUGUCAGCACUUCCCCUUCCUCGCCCGCGCCCAGAACCUCAACGCCUCACUCGACUCCAUGGAGAUGGGCCGCCAGGACACGCAGGAGCAGGCCGUCUACUGGUCCGCCUGGAAAUCCGAGCGCGAGCUGCGCCAGGAGCUGGACCUGCCCGACUUUGACAUCCUGCACGCUGGCAGCACGCUGUACCCGCCCUUUUUUCCCGCGCCGCCGGUAGCCCCAGCCGAGUCCCCGGACGGGCCCGACUCUGAGACGCAGCGCGCUCGAGCCGCCUGGCUGUUCUACCUGGCCGAGAUCUCGCUGCGCCGCCUCACCAGUCGCCUGUCGCGCGAAGUGCUGGACCUGCGCCAAAAGUACUCCUCGGACGCGGUGCUGCUCGACAUGCUGCUCGACAUGAUGCCCGAGUACGAGGCCCAGAUCGGGGAGUGGUCCGAGAGCCUGCCCGCGGACCUCUCCAUCCACACCCCCGUCGAAGAGGACGGCAUCUGCCGCUCCGUCCUGCGCGGCCGCAUGAUCAACCUCUUUGAGCAGCUCUACUGGCCCUUUGUCAUGGCCAGCAUCAGCGCCCACGUCGCGCGCCGCCCGGUGAAACCCGCCGUCGCCGACUUCGCCAAGCGCGGGCUCGAGACGCACAUGCACCAAGUACGCGUCAACAAGCCAGGCUUCCACCACCGGCACCACGGCAGCAUGUUCAUGAUUCGCGCGUGCACUCGCAGCGCGCUGGUGCUGCUGGCGGCGGCGAGGGCCGGGUGCGGCAUGCCGACGGACUGGGAGGAUUCGGUGUACAAGACGGUGGGGAUGCUGGCGUACUGGGAGGACGAGGACAGGGACUUGAUACAUUGGCGGGCGACGCUGGAGCGGGAGCUUUCGUUGACGCGGCAUGAAUGA